UCCAUCAGGAAUUAUCAAGAAUUUUGAACUUUAAUUACCAUUUAACCAUCACGAUGAACUUUGUUUUACCCGGUGCCAAUGUGAAAAUGCUGGCGCGGACGGUAAAUUGCUUCUCGAAAAUUGGGAACGAGCUAUUUUUCGAAGCAACGCCGGAUGGCCUGGAGCUGAAGACAAUCAACGCAACCAAUACUGCGUACGCGGUGGCCCAGUUCAAACAAGAUUUCUUCAUCAGUUUUCAGCAAGGAAACGCAGAUACCCCAGAUGAAAACUGCUGCAAGAUUUCGGUCAAACCUAUAUUGAAGAUAUUCAAGAGCCUUUCCACGAUCCAAACAUGUAAAAUCUGGCUAGACAUUGACCAUUCGAAGAUUAUCUUUCAAUUCCGGUGCAAAUCGGAAGUGUUGAAAACGCACAAAAUAUUUCUCCUGGAAAGCGAACACAUCAAUUCACUGAAUCUCUCCCAAACCUUUCCAAGUGAGAUCAUUGCCAAUCAUAAAGCUUUUUCGAACAUGCUCCUGCACUUGCACCACUCGAUUGAUGAAAUAACGUUUGAUCUGAAAGAAGACAAGGCUAUUGUAUCUAAUUUCGUCGACAACGAGCAGUCGGACCGGAGCACUUUGCGGUCAGCGCUUACUGUCGACACAAACACCUUCCAGUUGUACAAACUGGACCAGAAAGCUAGCCUAACGUUUUGCUACAAAGAGUUUAAAGCGAUUACUAUGUUCGCUUCGUUUACACGGCUUGAUAUUCAAAUGAGCUUUUCCCAAGCCGGAUCGCCUUUGAUGAUACAAAUGAACAAAUCCGGAGUGGUUCAGCUUAAGGUUAUCCUGGGCACGAUGCAACCGUCCCCGCAUCUUUAUAACAGGCGAGCACAUCGACGAAACGAUAGUAAACGAAACACAGCUAACCGGUCUGUACAAAUGGACAGUGAAGCAAUCAACACGUUGCUCACCGAGGACAUAACGCACAAUACCGAAACGUCUCAGGAUGUAACCAACUCAGCCAUACGAUUGACUGGAAAUGAUUCUGACGCUAAAGCAAAUUUCCCUGGUCGAAAUAACUCGCUAGUGUCGAGCAAUGUGAAAGCCAGACGAACCGUUCAGGAUGUGGUAAACGAAAAACUCCAUGAGGAUAGUACAGUUGCACGAUCGUCCCGGUCGGCGGUUCCAGUGCAGUUGAAUUCGGUGCUCGAUCGACAACACCAGAGUACGGGGAAGACAACACUUAACAACGAACCAUCGUCGGAAACGCUGUUCAAUACGAAUUCGGAAAACUUCCCCUUCCUCGAGGGAAUAAAUCUACCCACGGCAAAUGGGAAUGAUCUAAACUCACUCGCUUCCGUACCCGUAGCUACCGGGACGUACGGAAAAGCCAAAGAAACCUCCCAUCCGGUUGAAAUAGCCAGUACCGUCUCGGACGACGAUCUAUGUGAAUUGGGUGAACCGAUUAGCGCUUCCAUAUUCUCUCGUAAGCGAAACGCGACCGAGAAGAGCCCUCCCGAACGUGAUCAACGACCGAAGAAAAGUUGCUCCAAUCCCACGCCUGAGAUCGUGCCCGAGUCUCCGGAAGUGAUUGAAGAAAGGAAACGAAAGCAGGCCAAAUUGAGACACAUUUUCCGGCGCUGCUUCGAGCCCACUUUCGAUCCAGCCUUGCAGCCGGGAUGCAGUCAAAUCUUUGCCGCCAACUCCGACUCGGACGGAGAGUUCUAGUCGUAAGGUUAGUGGACAAUUUGCAAGUUUCUUUUAUUUAAGUUACUUUUUCGUUUUGUAUAAAAAUGAAAACUCAACACGGGUGAACCAGCUGGCGUGGCUAUUAUUUUUCACAAUCUUAUCGUUUCGUUUUUCGUGUUUAUUGUCUGUCCAGUUCAUUUGAGCGAUGUCGCGGCUAUCACUGUCUCAUAACUCAAAAAAAUGUUUCAGUAGUAGUUGCAGUAGUAAUGGUCGGCUGUCCUUGUAC
Messenger RNA from Anopheles coustani, 1953 nucleotides. RefSeq lists its product as uncharacterized. The transcript has 3 exons. Gene Ontology annotation, cellular component: checkpoint clamp complex. Bases 54 to 1706 code for a protein of 550 amino acids. NCBI's taxonomy places the organism in Eukaryota, Metazoa, Arthropoda, Insecta, Diptera, Culicidae. Gene Ontology annotation, biological process: DNA repair; cellular response to ionizing radiation; DNA replication checkpoint signaling. The record is from RefSeq and is a predicted model, not a curated record.